UGGGGGUGCGGCCUAGUCCGGCCCUGCAGCCUUCCAGCCCCGGGACUUGCCUAGCCUUCCUCUGCCCCCAGGAAGGGAGUUGCGUGGGGAGACCCGGCCUAGGCCCAGAGAGAGGAGUGAAUAAUGGAGCUGGAUGAGGAAGUGAACGAAAAUUUAAGGAUGCAGCUUAAGGCUCUCCAGGAACAGCAGCAGAAGAGGAUGCAAAACCUGAUGGAGAAGAAGAAAGAAAAACAACAACAGAGCAUGAAACAAAGCGAAAAGGGCAGUCAAGAGGAAACCUUUGGGGUCCAAGAUAAUCUCAGCUUGUACACUGUGGGCAGUGAGAUGCCUAAGGAGGACAUUAGCAAAAGGUUACUUGAAAAUGAAAACGAACAGCUCCAGCAGCAGCUUCGAGAGACUGUAGAUGAAAACGGCAGACUGCACAAAGUGCUCAAGGAGCGAGAAUUUGAAAUCAAGCAGCUGCACAAGAAGAUUGAGGAAGAGAGGCUGGCCCUGAUGGGGACCUCGGGCGUCACGGGAGACGUCGCGGCCGCAAAAAUAGUUGAGUUGGCAAAGCAGAACCGGCACAUGACUGCGGAGGUUGAAAAGGAGAAAACCAAAGUGAAGCAGCUGAACAACAGAAUCAAGGAGCUGGAAAAAGAGUUACAAAUGUCAGCUCUCAAGCCCCAAUCACUUGAGGAGAAAGACAGUCAGCCUGCUCGUAAGACAACGGAAAUGCCUCUGAGCCCAGAGAUGAAAGCCUUGCAAGAAAAGUUAACAGCAGCCAACUUCAAAGUGUCUGAACUUCGCAACCAGCUCCAGACCACAAAGCAGGAACUGAAGACGACACAGAAGCUUUUAGCCAGUGAAGUUGGAGAAGACGUCAACAUUCAAAAUCUGUUGUCCACCCCUGGCACCUGGCGUGGGCGGGCUCAGCAGAUCCUGGUCCUACAAGGGAAAGUCCGGGAACUAGAGAGCCAGCUGGGCCACACCAGAAGCCGGUUGUCCGAGAGCAGCACUGAGGAAGAGACUGUAAGCCUGAAGGAAUCGAGGAAGACAUCUGCCCAAAAAAAGAACCUGCAGAGGAUUCGUAGCUUGGAAAAAGAAAAGAAAGAAACUCUAGAGAAACUUACAGGGGAACAUAACACCCUCCUGAAGGAUUAUGAAGAGCUGAAAAAGAAGUUGGACAGCUCCAAAGCUCGGAACAAAGUCUUGUCUCACGAAGUGAAAACCCUGAAGGAGCAGAUCUCGACCCUGCUGGACAAAGGGAAGCACGAUGACGAACUCGUUGACGCUUUGCUGAGCCAGCAGAAGGAGAUGCAAGCCAUCUUGAAGAACCUGAGCCAGCAGGAUGAGAGGACCAAGGAAUCCCACCAGAACCUGGAGCAGCAGCUGAGUGUUGAGGUCCAGAAGCAAAACUGCCUCAUCGAGCAGCUUAAGCAGAUGGUCGCCGAGAGAGAGGCCAGGGUGAAAGAAUUGGAGGAGGAGGUCCAGCAGUUCACUUCGCAGCACCAUCGAAAAGAGGAAAGCAGUCCAGACUCUCUCUCUACACUGUCAGCCGAAUCUUUGGAAGAAGGGAAUAGUUCGUCAGGAUCCCGGAGGGAUGACCUUGUUGGAAGUGAUAGCUCUGUGAGGAUGGUGUCUAAGAUGGGUCACACCCUCGUGGACUCUGUGGCGACCUCAUUCCCAACUACUGUCUCUCCUGGGAGUGUUGUUGAGCCUGAUAAUAUAGACAUGAAAACCAUGAAGAUCCAGAUUGCAGAGUACAAGGCCCUGGGACAAGCCGCUGAAGCAGAAAGGGGCAAGCUGAUAGAAAUGGUCAACAUCCUGCAGAAAAGGGUGGACGACAGCACCACCAAGGUCUGGGAAGCAGAUAAGAAGCUCCAGGAGCAGCAGCGAAAGUACAUCGCUCUAGAGCAGCAGUUUGAACAUCUGAAAACGGAGUCGGGGAAGAAUUCUGGCGCCCCAAAGAACCCCUCUAAGAACAAAGCAGCAACAGGCCCCACAUCUACAGCUCAGCCGCCCAACAGCACCAGGCUAGACUGGAACGUGGGUGACAGGAGCGGCCCUCCAACAGCACAACAUUCGGAGGUGCCCCUGGAGUCCCAAAUAGAAGAACUAUCCACAAGGCUUGCGAUCCAGAUGGACGAGAACGAAAGCCUGAAGAUCGCCUUGCAGGACUCUGCGAAGACCAAAGAGGAAGACUUCCGGCUGUACCAGGAGACUGUGGGGCAGGUGAAGGACAUCUUCCUGCAAGCUCUGAGGCAGCAGAAGCAGGACCGGAACUAAGCCAAGCCCACCCAGAGCGCCCUAUGGAGGGAGGGAGGGAGUCAUUGGGGAAUCCCAGGGAUCUCACACGCUUUACACCUGGCCAGGUUUGCCCCUCGAAAUGAUAUCUGUUUGAACACUUGCAGGAGGGAGUGAGGAGACCUGCUGAAGACGUAGCAGACGUAGGAAACUCUUCCCAGCCAGAGGCCCCUAGAGGUCAGCUCUUCUCACCCCACGAUGAUGGACAUGUAACAGUCUCUUUGGUGGAACUUUAGGUCUCCUCUGCUCUUUGGUGUAUGAGCUGCCACUAAAGGAUUGGCCUGUGUUGAAAACAGCUGGGCCUGCUUUAUGUGCCUGCAAUGCUGCUCUGUUUAAAUCUGUAAAUACAGGACGUUGUUGUCACCCUUGGCAAAGCCAUAACAAGAUAAAAGGGUAUCUUAUUUUCUCAACAAAAGGAAAAAGGACAUUCCUUGUUUGGUCUCUGCUUUCUGUUUUAGAGAGAGAAGGCAACCAGACACAGCGGAUACAGGUGUGCUACCGGGGUCCUUCCAGAUUCACUAUUUUCUGGUGGGAUUCUGUCACAUACCUGUAAAUUCAGGUUGAGUAAUAUCCAGAGACUUUAAGCAGCCUCAUGAGCAGCGUGAUCUUGGCAACUCAUCAGCUGAGGCAGUGUUGAAUAAUAAUAAUAAUAAUAAUAAUAAUAAUAAUAAUAAUUGACUUUUUCUCAGACAAGCUUACACAACUUGACAACUGGGCCAAAGCAAACAAGAUGAAUUUUAACAAGGAGAAAUGUAAGGUACUACACUUGGGCAAAAAAAAUGAAAGGCACAAAUACAG
Messenger RNA from Zootoca vivipara (common lizard), 3084 nucleotides. It is a transcript of the gene CCDC13, whose product is annotated as coiled-coil domain containing 13. Gene Ontology annotation, cellular component: centriolar satellite. Lineage: Eukaryota; Metazoa; Chordata; Lepidosauria; Squamata; Lacertidae. Gene Ontology annotation, biological process: cytoplasmic microtubule organization; non-motile cilium assembly. The record is from RefSeq and is a predicted model, not a curated record.